Molecule: messenger RNA, 5532 nt
Organism: Paramacrobiotus metropolitanus
Lineage: Eukaryota; Metazoa; Tardigrada; Eutardigrada; Parachela; Macrobiotidae
Biological process (GO): regulation of transcription by RNA polymerase II
Cellular component (GO): NSL complex
Source: RefSeq, a predicted model, not a curated record
AGUACCGUAAAACAGUAAAAUUAAAUUUUUUUGUUUUGUUAACUUACUUCACUUGUUUUCCCCAUAUCAGGGUAAAAAUUUCAAAGAGUAUUAUGACAAAAUAAUAAUAUUAUAACUACUUACUCUGAAAGUACUAAAGGACGGAUUCUGUUAAGAAGGGAGAUUCGGAAAGGGAGAAAAAAUCAGCUCGAAACGCUAUUUCAUAUUCAUAUCUUUAUAAUAAAUUAUAAUAUUACUACAGUACUGAUCGCGCAAAAAUUGCACGAGGUUCUUAUUUUGUUUCCCCUGAUGCGAAGCAUGAUAAAAUUAUUAUUAGUUUAUGGUUGAUACCAUGAUCUCAGCCGAUGCGGAAUCAGCCAUCUGAUUGUUAGUUGGAAGUCAUGGUGACCAACAAGAUAAAGUCGUAGCACUCUCCUCAUGGACGGAGUUGCGAUGAAUGUCUCAUUAGACGCAGAAUGAACCCGACAAAGACAAAUCCCGAUUAUCCAGCUGAUCCGUUUGGAACACUUCCCUUACCGUCCAAUCCCGACGCUCAGCGAGCGGAUGCCCGAUCGCAGCCUGAGAGUGCUGCCAAGGACUGGCCGCAGUGGUUGUCACCCAAUGCGGGUUCUCGCGAGCAGAUUCCCAGCCCCAAUCCUUCGGGCUCUCUACCGCGUCCCUUCCCCUCGAUCGGUUCACCCAUACCAUCAUCCGUCGCCCAUUAUUCUCUGCCGCAGUCUUUUGCCAGCCAAAUAGGUCCCACAGCCCCUACUCCAUGGCCAGUAGUUUGGCGCGACCCGCUUCAUCCUCUCCGUCGGGCAUAUUGCCCCCUGCAUCGCAUUUAUCCUAUCCACGUGCGUGGAACCCGGGCAGUCCAGAAUCCGGACAACUGCCCCAAGUCACCUCCCUGGCGAUGCCCAAUGCGCCCCUGUAUUAUGCGCCCAAUUCGGCGUGGCCCGCGCGCAGCUUUGCCCCGACAAACCGAGCUUUCGCGCCCACCACACAUUUCCGUGCGGGUGCGCCCAUGAUAUCGCAGCAGAUUAUGCGACCGAGUAGCGAUCCACUGAGCGCAUGGAACGCUCCCACAGCGUACGCUUCUGCUCCAUCUUACGAAUCACAGGCGCAGUACUCGAUGGAGCACCCCUUGGAAGGCGCAGAAGGAUGGGCUACGCCACAGAUUGUGCGGCCGCGCGCUCUCAAUCCGCAGAGUGCGGAUGCGUUUCGACCGUAUUUCGCUGCCCCUCAACAGGACGGUAUAGCGAUUCGACCACCGAAUCCUGGGACGCCGACCUCCGUAAUUGUUGCUCCGAAAACGCCGCGUCCUGUGGGUCGUCCCAAAAAAUCCGCCGCCGGAGCAACGCCAGGGCCCCUUCCUGUGGCAGAGCCAGUGGUGGUUACGGUGCAGCCUCCUGCGACGACACCCGCACGAUCUCGGCCUCCUAGCACACGGCGGAAGAGCAAAUCGGUUUUGCUGCAGGAUCUCGAUACGGCGGGGGCUGUCACGGCUCCGCAAGAUGAAACUGCGACGGCUAAGAAGGCAAGAAAGAAAAAAGAGCAGAAAAGCGACACUGUGGAGCGAGCUGGAGAAGGCGAGACCAGUGGUUCACAGGAGAGCAUUCCAGUUGCGGAUGGUGAAAAGAAAAAGAAAAAAUAUUCCGCGAAAACACCGGCGAAAGCCAUACCGCCUCCUCCUGAUCUAGGAGCAGGUUAUGGGCUAAGAAACAAAUUGCCAGCUGGAAUUCUUUUUGAAGAAGGGGAACGGGUGGAAGCGAGUGACAGUACAAAUACAUGGUACAAGGCAAGAAUCGUCUCCGUUCGGAAAGACGUCGGGCAGGUGUAUGUCCAUUUCGAAGGAUGGAAUGCGCGCUAUGAUGAAUGGAUUCCCAUUUACGGCAAACGGAUCCGACAAGUUACUGAUGAGAAGUUCACCGAGCAUCAGGACCGGUACAAAAUUGGUGACAUUGUCGUCGCACGAUGGAAGGGCCAGGAGAAUAAGCCUAGUGUGAUAAUUGAAGGUCCGUCGGAACAAGAAUCAGACAAGUAUGUUGUACUGGCAUUUGAUGGUUCUAAACGGCUCCUGACAAGCAAAGCACUCCGGCGUAUGUCACCUGUUCUUCGUGACCGGUUUCAGGAGGAGUUGAAGCAAUUAAACGCUGUGUCAGCUAACGAACCAUUACUUCACCAUCGACGAGACAUUGACUCCGAGAGUUGUACGACGACAUAUUAUCAGCAGCCAAGUGAGCUUCCAUCUCGUUCGCACCACUUUCCGCCGGCAGCCAACAACGGUGCAGCUGCGUUGUCUCAGUCUGCACCAUCGCAACCAUCGUUGCCGCUUUCGCCAUCGCAGUCCGUUUAUCCGGUUCCAGUUAUUCACUCUUCACCAGCGGCUGGAUUUGUCGUCGGUGCUGAGGCAGCCACAACCGCCGAUAUGGUGGAAUCGCAGUAUGUGAAACCCAAACGGGAACCUAAGAAACCGCUAAAGUUCAAGGAUUCUGUUGUGGAAAUGGGCGCGAAGAAGAAGAAAAAGAAGAAGAGCGAAGAAGAAGGUGUGGAUAAUACGCGAUUGGAGAGCAUGGUGGCGCAAACAGAAGGUUUACAAACCGAUCAUACAGGUGCUGUGGUACCGGAACCAUGCGCUAAUGUUUCCAUCAGUGUAGCGCCUGCGCAGCCCGUUCUUCCGAUUCCCAAAAAGCACUCUCCGAGACUGGAUAUUUCGGGUGAAUCGAAAUCACUUGAACCAUCCGGAGCAUUUCGGCCAAUUAGUAUGGAUACGGUGUUCGAAAAUGAUACGGUGGUAGCGAGUUCUCGAUCUGGUUGGACGAACACUCAACAGUCUUUACCGGUUGGUGCCAGCUCACUGGUGCCUUCAUUGUUUACAUCAACCGCAAAAACGCCGGCUAUUCCGAAUUUCGAUCAGUUCCAACCGAACUUCCCGUUAACACAGGCAGUAGGCGGUCCACCUAACACUUCGGUGCUGCAGUCUAUGUUGAAUGAUGCGCAUCUGGAAAAUCAAAUGCUGAGUGCCAUGUCCGGUUUCGAUGCGACUUCUCCAAAAGGUGGUUGCUCCAAAUCUGCUCGACCGAAACAGAAGACCGUGGCACCAAAGGAAUUAGUUAUCCAGAUGGAUCAUAAUGAAUUUAAGUGCACCGUGGAAGACUGCAAUAAAUCAUUCCGAAAGCAGAAGCUUCUGAAAGAUCAUAUGAAACAUUACCACAACAUGACCGGUGAUCAGCUGAAUCUCAAAUCACCGCCCAGGAAACGUAAAGCCGAAGGCACCGGAGCGGAUUCUUCAGGUAAUGCUGCUUUCAGUGAUUUUGAUCCCAUCAACAUUCCUGGACCGCUCCCGGAGAUCCCAUUGGACGAUCCGAUUUUUGCAUCGAAUUUGGGUUUAUCGGAUAUUUCUGGAGAUGUACCCGUAUUUGAUGGAUAUUUUGCUAAUUCCACGUAUGCAGUUGAACGGAAAAGCCGGAGACGUGAUUCAUGGGACGAGUUUAGUGUAAAUGCAUCGGAGGAAAACGAUGACAGUGGUCGCAAAACCCGUCGCAAAAAGAAAGAGGAAAGCAGUGAUUCCGAAGAUGUCUUGCAAUAUAUCCAGCAGGAUCAUGAAUUAGUGCACUGCCGUUGUAAUUAUGAGCUGGAGAAUGGGUUUAUGGUGCAAUGUGAAUUAUGUGCUACAUGGCAGCAUGGUCAGUGUUACGACAUGGAAAGCUUGGAAGAUGUACCGAAACAUUACGUAUGCGAUUUCUGUCAGACACCGAAGAAGAUUCGAUUUAGCCAGCGAAAAGUCUGUCACGAUCUGCAGUACUUGCGAUCGGGACGAUUGCCCAUCUUCACGCCGUUACCGGAUGACGAUGAUCCCACUGAGUGGAGCGCAUUGUCGGGAGCGGGACAAAGUUCUAAUCGGUAUUUGUAUCGAAAGUUGGUAGCCGACACGGUGCAUUGUAGUGAGCAGCUGAAAGCUGUGAAGAGAAUUGAAAGGGCCAUCUUUGCCGUAGAAGAAGCACAAGUGAAAACCGAUAUUUUAGUCGACGGCUUGUGCAAGAACCGGACCGAACUCUCUAAACUCAACAAUUCGUUGUUGAAUAUUCCUGAAGAUCUGGUAAAAGGGAUGAAUUUCAAGGAUAUUUUGGAUAAAUUUGGUCAGGACAUUAGCGAUACAGACGACACCAAAAUAGAAAAAGAUGACAAGAUGAAUUUGGAAAAUAUUCCGGAAUUAUUUCCCAUGGUGAAAAUCAAUGGGGUGCAUGAAUGCAUCGACGAUGGGACUAGCGUUAGACGAGGGGGUAUAAAUCAUGACAUCGGUGAAUACAACGCAGAACAGGAUUGUUUGGCUUUAGACUCGCAGAAUGCGCUUACUGCUGAAGACCUCGAAGCAGAUAUUGACGACAAGGAUAAUACGUUAAUGCAGUUGAACGGACCUGCUUCGCCCCUGUUCUUACAUUCUCCGGAUUUGCGCGCAUCGCGCAGUCCGGAAAUUCCUGCCAUUCCUCCUCGAGUUUUGAGAUCGGGCGAAGAUGGGAGACGCUUGUCCGUUCCUGAUGGACGGAAUGGACUGCAUAUGCCUGGUGACGCAUCACAGUCUCCCUCAUCGUUCUCCGCACGAGCAUUCAUGGAGGAUCGACCGGACCGCCCUGAACGAUCCGAUGGUGUGUCGGAUGGUGAGGGAUUGCCGAGUGUUGGGGCCUCCUCUGAUGGCAGUGCCAUGGAUGAUCUAAUGGUGUUAGCACCGGAACUGGAUCCGGAAGUACUGGCACUUUGCAGCCAGUUCGGUGAAUUUGGCACAUUGAUUAAGGGAGUGCUAAGUCGAGGGGAGGCGACGGGAAAAUUGAUGGAAAAAAUCGCGAGUUCCAUUUUAGAAUUGGAAAAAGAGUGCGACGCUCGUUAUGGUACAAAUUUUGCCAAUACCCCCCAUCUAGCGGAGAAAGAAGCGGAAGAGUACAAACAGAAGCUGAUUAGGCAGCAAGGUGAUCUGCGCAACAUGGAGCGCUUGGCGUAUGUUAUUGACAUUGAAACGCAAGAGCGUGUACCGCAACAUCGACAGAUGCCUGGACCCCUGCCUAUCCCGCCGUAUCCGUCCUUGGCUUCGUCGCCGGCCAAACAGAAAGGAAAAUCAGCAAGCGGCAAGAGCAGAAAACCGAAAGAUCCAAAUGCACCAAAAAAACCUAGACCUAAUAAGAAAAAAUUGAAAACCGAAUCCAGCCCCACAGACGUCGAGGGAGUGUCUUCGACAUCCUUGCCCACACCAAAAACCCCAGAAUCUAUGGAGAUCAUGUAAUCAUGGUGCUUUUGUGCGUUUUAGUUAAUUCGUGGUUAUUUUUCCUCUUCAACUGUACCCUUUAUUAGCCACCUAACUGAUCGAAUAAAUUACGCUGUUGAGUAUUAUUAAAUUUAAAACAGCACUUUUGUGUACUGCAUAGUGAUGUACGGUUUCUUGUUUUUUCAUUUAUUCGAACCAGUUGGUUGUUUUUUUUGUUUGUGACAUUUUUUACCAAAAAUAUCGUAACACUAGAAAAAAUUCAGUAUCUGACGUGGAAUAAAUCGUUCCUGCAUUUU